GCUGUUGGGGUGGGCAGUAUCCCGUGUUAAAAGAAUUUUACCUGAGUCAACAGAAACCAUCCAAAGUGACCAUGAGCAUCAUGGGUUUUUUUUGGACGGCAGCCUAGUCUGAUCCUUUUCUGUGUUGUACUCCAUCGGAGUGACAUCUCUGUUCCCUCAGUCACCUCUUCUAAGGACACCUCAAACAGACGUUGGGUCUAGCUCCACCACAUUACCAGGAUGUACAGUUUUAUGGGCGGAGGCCUCUUCUGUGCCUGUGUGGGCAACAUACUUCUGGUGGUCUCCACCGCUACUGACUACUGGAUGCAAUACCGACUAUCCGGAUCAUUCGCGCACCAGGGCCUCUGGAGAUACUGCAUGGCCGGAAAAUGUUCCAUGCAAACAGAGAGUAUCGCUUAUUGGAAUGCCACUCGGGCCUUUAUGAUCCUGUCUACAUUGUCUUGCUUUGCUGGCAUCAUCAUCGGGAUCUUGUCCUUCGCCCACUUUUCCAAUUUCCAGAGAUUUAACAGAUCCUUUGCUGCAGGCAUCAUGUUCUUCAUCUCCACCCUCUUUGUUCUUCUGGCCAUGGCCAUCUACACCGGGGUGACCGUCAACUUCCUGGGCAAGCGGUUCGGUGAUUGGCGCUUCUCCUGGUCCUACAUCCUGGGCUGGGUGGCUCUGCUCAUGACCUUCUUUGCAGGGAUAUUCUACAUGUGUGCCUAUCGCAUGCACGAGUGUCGGAGAGUGGCUGGUCCUCGUUAAUGAGUGCGGGGGAGACAGCGGCAAAAAAAAAAGAAGAAAUCUCGGACAAUACCUCCUAAAAAAA
Molecule: messenger RNA, 805 nt
Organism: Rana temporaria (common frog)
Lineage: Eukaryota; Metazoa; Chordata; Amphibia; Anura; Ranidae
Gene: LIM2
Product: lens intrinsic membrane protein 2
Exons: 5
Coding region: 220-741 (173 amino acids)
Cellular component (GO): plasma membrane
Molecular function (GO): structural constituent of eye lens
Source: RefSeq, a predicted model, not a curated record